Molecule: messenger RNA, 1587 nt
Organism: Diaporthe batatas
Lineage: Eukaryota; Fungi; Ascomycota; Sordariomycetes; Diaporthales; Diaporthaceae
Exons: 3
Coding region: 1-1587 (528 amino acids)
Molecular function (GO): FAD binding
Source: RefSeq, a predicted model, not a curated record
AUGGCUUCUUUACAGCCAGAUGCCGUGGGCCGCACCACGAAGAAGAUGGCAGCCACGUGUGGUGCCUUGACUCUGGCAUCGCUGGUGUCACCAGUCUGCGCCACUUCUCGUGCUGGGACUUGUUGCUCGGCACUUUCCUCCCAGCCGGUCCUGCAGGCCAAGACCUACUAUCCCAACACCACACUCUACUCGGACCGUAUGUCGACAUACUGGUCAGUAAGCGCGGCCUUGGACCCAUGGUGUGUAGCCCAGCCGGAGACGGCUGAAGACGUCUCGUCUAUCAUCAAAACUCUUACUGCCAACGACUGCCCCUUUGGAAUCCGCGGUGGUGGUCAUGGCUUCUUCGCACUGUCCAACAGUGUGGCCGACGGCGUGACGAUCGAUCUAGGCUACCUCAACACAACCACAUACGACGCCAGCACCAAGAUAGCAUCUGUACAGCCUGGCAGCCACUGGCAGCAGGUCUACGAUGCCCUCUCGCCUCAGGGUGUCACCGUCGCCGGCGGCCGCGCCGGCACGGUCGGCGUGGGCGGGUUCCUCAGCGGCGGCGGCAACAGCUUCUACGCCGCCUCUCACGGCAUGGGCUGCGACACGGUGGCCAACUUCGAAGUUGUGCUGGGAGACGGUUGCAUCGUCAACGCCAACGCGGACGAGAAUUCGGACCUCUUCCGCGCGCUCAAGGGCGGCUCAGGGAACCUGGGCGUGAUCACCAGGUUCGACAUGUACGCUAUCGAGUUCCCCAACGCCACGGACCCGUCUAUCUGGGGCGGCAUCUUGAUCUACGACCUGAGCGCGGGGGAUGCGCUCAUCGAUGCCAUGGUGAGCUUCACCGAGGCCGCGGCGGACGACCGCAACACCAGCUCCAUCAUGUACUGGGCGUAUCUGCCGGCGCUGGGGGGCAUGAUCCUCAACGCGGCGCUGGAGAACACCCUGGGCAUCGAGAACCCGCCCGCGGCGGAGGUGUACCUCAACGUCAGCGGCAUCACGUCCAACACGAUGCGGCGCGCCGACCUGGCGGUCAUCACGGACGAGCUGGGCGCGGGCCAGCCGGCCGGGUUCCGCAACAACUGGCGCACGCUGGGGUUCCAGAACGACGCGCGCGUGAUGCGCUUCGCGGUCGCGGCGCACGAGCACGCCGUGGCCCAGCUCAACGCGACCAUGACGCCCGACAGCGGCUUCAACACGCUGUGCAUGUUCCAGCCGCUCAACAACGUCAUCGCGCGGCACGGCGCCGACAAGGGCGGCAACGUCAUGGGCCUCGACUACUGGAUGCGGGGCGGCGACGGCAUCAUGUUCCUCGCGACGCUGGCUGUCAACGGCGUCGAGAACGAGGCCAACGCCGCGCCUAUCAUGAAGAACUGGACCGACUCUGUCGCUGCGUAUGCGGACGGGCUUGGCCUGGGCUGGGGGUGGCAUUAUCUCAACUAUGCGUCGCCUGAUCAGGACCCGCUUGCUGCUGUCGGGCCAGAGAAUAUCGCCAGUCUGCAGGCUGCCUCGGCCAAGUAUGACCCUCAUGGUGUCUUCCAGAGGCUGAGGACGUCGGGCUUUAAGAUCCCGGAAGGGGUAGAGUGGCUGGGUUCGGAGUAA